Molecule: messenger RNA, 972 nt
Organism: Eimeria maxima
Lineage: Eukaryota; Apicomplexa; Conoidasida; Eucoccidiorida; Eimeriidae
Exons: 4
Coding region: 1-972 (323 amino acids)
Source: RefSeq, a predicted model, not a curated record
AUGGGGCGCACGGGUAAGCCCGUGCUGCUGCUGCCUCUGCUGCUGCUGCUGCUGUUGCUGUUUUUGCUGCUGCUGCUGCAGCAGCAGGUGGAGACAGAAGCAAAAGCACUAGCAGCACAUAAGGCAUCACUAAGUGUCUCCUCAACACUCCCUCGUGUAGCUGCGCUACAGCAGCAGCAGCAGCAGCAACAGCAGCUGCUGCAGCAACAGCAGCUGCUGCAGCAACAGCAGCACGUCCAGCAGCAACAACAGCAGCAACGCGGUCCUCUUUAUACUUAUUUUAUCUUCCCUUCCCUGCCCCUUGGACGCCUGAGCAGCAACUGCAGCAGCAAGAGUGCUACAAGCAGCAGCAGCAGCAGCAGCAGCAGCAGCAGCGGGCUGCUGCAGCAACGCAUGCGCUUUUUCUCUUCUUUUCGUUGUGCCCCUGUUGAUAACGAAGAGGCACUCGAGGCCUUAUCUAACAGCUUAAAGCAGCAGCUUCAGCUGCAGCAACUGCAGCAACUGCAGCAACAGCAGCAGCACCAACUGCAGCAACUGCAGCAGCAAGUGUCUCCUUUGCCUCCUCCCCCAGACAUUCCCUCUGCUUUGCUGCAGCGAAACUUGCUGCUGCUGACGGAUCCUUUAUCUGCUGCUGCUGCUCGUCUGCUGACGACGCAGCUGCUGCACUUGGGGGCCUCGGGGGCCCCUGCAGCAACAUUAUAUAUUAACUCCCCUGGUUAUAGCGCGGACCCUCAAGGAAUUGUUGCAGGCGCAGACUUAGAGUGGCUUCCUGUUGCUGCUCUGCUGCUGCAGCACAAAGCUGCUGCUGCUGCUGCUGCUGAACCAGCAGCAGCAGUACAACAACAGCAGCAGCAGCAGCAGCAGCAAUUAACUGUUACUACUAUUGCCCUAGGGCAUGCAGGGGGCCCUGCUGCGCUGCUGCUUGCAUGCGGAGCAGCAGGAAGACGAUUUGCUACGCAAAACACAUGGUAA